ACGAAAGGGCUCCAGCCAGACUCCAGCCAUUAGUUCAAACAAAAAUUAUAUGGCUGCAAUCUACUGAGUUGGUCUGACGGGCUCCGUGUUCAAAUUUCCUUUUUCUUCGAUUUUCUUAAAUGUGCUUCGUUGGGAAACUCUAUUGUUCGGUUUGUUUUCGCUGUCCCUCGUCUGCCAUCAGUGAGCUAUCGAUAUUUUAAGUGAUUUUCGGGCUGAAAAAGUGAAUUUACUGAAUCUGCUUUUGUUUGUGCUUUGUUGGUGUCGAGCACCUUACCAUACCGAUCUGGACAAAGUUUGAAGCACUACUAAAGCCCGGAUACGAAUCGCCGAACCGGUUCCAGCAAUGGUCCCGGUGUGGACGACGGCAGUAGUAAGUGAACGCGUAUCGAACGAGCAACAGUCUUGUAGUGACCGGGGUCGAACCCUUCUGAGCGAGAUGGGGUCCACGCGUAACCGAGUGCCUUCCCAGCAAAUUCGAGAUGAUUUUCUGCUGGAGACUAACUUCGACGACGAUGGAACGCUCACGAGGGCCUACAAUACCUUGAACCAGCAGGGCAACGGAGGAGGAGGAGGAGGAGGACGGGAAUCGUCGGGCCAGUAUCAGCAACAACCCUUACAGCAGAGAUCCGUCAGCCGGAGGAGUCUCCCUUAUCGGUCGAACUUAUCUGUGGAUCGGUACUCCGAUAACACGAUACACGGUCGAAGCUCCAGAGGAGAUUGUUGCAAAUCAUGCAUGACCCGGAUACCGUACGCGACCCUGAUCGCGACGGUCAUGUGCCUUAUCGGGGUAGGCAUCUUCUGCGGCACCAUGUACCGCGGAACGUCGCUUGCGAUCAUCAUGCUCGAUCAGGUUUUCCAUCUGCGGCUGUUGUGGAUCGAAGCCGUUCAGAUGAUUUUCGUUGUUAUCGGGGCAUCGAUGGCCGCACUUGGGUUGAUGAUCCUUUUCGUGGGAUUUCUGGCUACUGGGGCCACGCGGUAUAAGGUUUACCGGGCCUGGGGAUCACGCGUCGGUGGCCGCAUUUCCUGUGCCGUGUUUAUGGGCAUAACGUACUUCCUGAAAAUUGUGUGGAUCGUGAUUUUCAGCUUCCUGGGCAUCGUGACCUUUGUGUUUACCGUUUUCUGGCACAUGUGCGCCAAUCCAAACGUACAGCAGCACAGAAAUUGUAUUGAUUUGACUCAGUUUUAUUUCAUGUUCCCGGCCGGCGUUAAGCAAGAGGACAUGACCAUUUGCGAGCAAAGCAAGGUGAAGGCCUUCUGUAAGGACGGUGUAGAAAAGUGUGAAAUCAUGUUCAUCCUGGCCACCGUCAGCUGCCUGCUGAUUAUUCUCAGCUUGGUGCACUAUCUGAUGUGCCUGGCCGCCAACUACGCCCACAUCCGUGAUCACGAAAAGUUCCAGGAGCUGCAGGAGAUCCAGAACCUAACCGAGAUGGAGUACACGGCCGCGUCGAAGGAUCGGUUCUAGGAUACGGCCCAGGGGAUUUAUAUUGAGCACAGCACCUGAUGCGGACGGUGGCCGGUCGCUUGCGGCGCUUUACGAGCAGCUUACGUUUGAGUUUAUGUCCAAGUAACUGGAACAGCCUCAAUUUUGGUAUGUGUAUUUUCAAACGAUCUUGUUUUUAGUAUUUAGGUUUUGAAUUUGGUCAAAGUCUAAACUCUAAUUAGUUAUGUCGUCCCACCUUGAAUAUGUUGAUCCGUCCAUUUUUCGUACAGAUAAGUAAAACAAUUUGAUACUUUAGCUUCAUAUUUUCAUCGACCUGCUCAAUAUAAGUACUCCUGGAAACUUGUUCCCACAACAUCGCACAACUUUAAAUGCAACCACACAAUUUUUGAAGGAAAAGUUGGGAGAAGCUCUGCAUUACAACUUCUCCAAAUUAAAUUCUUACUGAUCGAUUUUUGCUAUCAGUAAACGACUCACAAGGCUGACAAUAAUACCUACAACAUUUUCGCAAUCACUGAUUACACCUACUAAAAUUACGGCCUCGAACAUUACUUUAGUCGUGUGUAAACUACACCUUUCGGUAGACUAUCUUCAAAUCAUCAAAAAUCAAUCACAUAUCUCAACAUUUCCAGAAACGCAAAACCAGAAACAUCACAAAUAUGUACCCAUAUGCAAAUACCCACAACUUUGACGAAUAUUCCCGUUUAUAAGAAUUUUCUAUCUAAUUUUAACCUUCCUGCUUUGGUUGGUAAGAUAGAAAGUAAGUUCUAAUUUAACGGAAAUGUUCGUCGCUUCACCAUUUGCAUUAACGCAAAAAGCCCGACCUCUGACUCCAUGUGAUAACUGUAGAAUUCCAGAGAGAGAAAAACACUAAACUAUUACUAAAAAUAUGCUAUAUUUUUAGACAACCAAGUCUACUAUCAAGGUCGUUCAAAUGGACGAAAAAAUAUUUUUAUAAAACCAUAACAGAGACAAAAACAUCCAAAUUUACCAACCCGACUCAAACACAGAAGUUAUUCUUCUCGUUAGACUCAAGUCUGUUGAAACCGCUCGUAGAUAGUAGAAAUGGAAAACAGAUUCCCUGGAUUCUUACAAUCCGUACUUUAGGAAGGAAAAAUUUUAUAUCCAUUACUUAUAUAUUUUAACAAUCCAUUGACAAAUCAUGAAAUUCAUACAUAUAUCCCUAGAUUAUAUUCCAUGAACCUUAGAUGUGAACUACUAAAUUAAAUCCCCGACCCGCUUCUUUACCCAUUCAAUCGUCAACCGCUAAUCAUCCCUCAACCCUCAUUUAAUCACAUUUAUCGUCCUUUGAAAUAACACUAACAUAACCAGAACAAUGAGGACUAUCAACCUUCAAUUAAUCAGUAUUCGUUACCCUUCGAAAAAAAUCAUUCCAUACAACUUAUACUACUAACAUAAUCAUUCAAGUACUACGUAUAUUAAACUUUUUUACAUGGUCGCAUUUGGUGACACGUUCGUUCGUUCAAUGUUCGUUAGAUGUGUAAUUUCUCGUAACCUAGAAUACUAAUACUUAUGCUUAUUGAACCCUGUUAAGUGUCCCGAUCCCCAACAUUUCCCCCGUUUUCCUUCAAGCUGAGAGGCCAACAUUUUUAAACUCUAUGGAACUGAAAGUUCUGUCAUUCCUUAUAUCCUUAUGCCAAGAAUUGAUCACUACCGCGUGUGUUUCUUUCUAACCCUGUUCAUUAUGAUAAGUAAGAAUAAAAAUGUGAACACUUAUCAUGGCUUGUUAGCAAAAAAAAUGGCUAAAAACAUCACAUUUUCUCAUCUAAAGAAAAACAAAAUACAACAAAUACCUAAUUAAGCACAAACGUACGCGUUAACACAACAGUAUAAUAGGAGAGUAGGAUUGUUCGUAUUGUUUUGUCAUUCGAUAUGACGGAGACUUGCUCGAGGAUAAGUUAGGAAGUCACAAGGCAAAAUGAGAAAAGACAUAUAAGAAAUAAACCAAUCUUUUAGACGAACUUAUUGGUUCAAAAUUAUAAAACGA
This is a messenger RNA of Uranotaenia lowii, 3446 nucleotides long. It is a transcript of the gene M6, whose product is annotated as neuronal membrane glycoprotein M6-a. Bases 344 to 1462 code for a protein of 372 amino acids. The record is from RefSeq and is a predicted model, not a curated record. Gene Ontology annotation, biological process: neuron projection development. The transcript has 5 exons. NCBI's taxonomy places the organism in Eukaryota, Metazoa, Arthropoda, Insecta, Diptera, Culicidae. Gene Ontology annotation, cellular component: plasma membrane.